This is a messenger RNA of Stomoxys calcitrans (stable fly), 924 nucleotides long. RefSeq names its product DNA-directed RNA polymerases I, II, and III subunit RPABC5 (gene Rpb10). Lineage: Eukaryota; Metazoa; Arthropoda; Insecta; Diptera; Muscidae. The transcript has 2 exons. The record is from RefSeq and is a predicted model, not a curated record. The coding region runs from base 124 to 327 and encodes 67 amino acids. Gene Ontology annotation, cellular component: RNA polymerase III complex; RNA polymerase I complex; RNA polymerase II, core complex. Gene Ontology annotation, molecular function: DNA binding; DNA-directed RNA polymerase activity; zinc ion binding. Gene Ontology annotation, biological process: transcription by RNA polymerase II; transcription by RNA polymerase I; tRNA transcription by RNA polymerase III.
CACAAAAAAAUCGAUUAGUAGUAGAGAAGACUUUGGGAUCCCUAAAAUAAACACGCUACGCUUCGUGUACUGUUUUUAUACUAUUAAUACUAUUUAUCCUAAUACUACUAGUUUCUCAGCAAUAUGAUUAUCCCAAUUCGGUGUUUUACCUGUGGCAAAGUUAUUGGCAAUAAAUGGGAAUCGUACCUUGGUCUGCUACAAGCCGAAUACACUGAAGGUGAUGCAUUGGAUGCUUUGGGUCUAAAACGUUACUGCUGUCGGCGUAUGCUGUUGGGUCAUGUGGAUUUGAUUGAGAAACUUCUCAAUUAUGCUCCUCUUGAGAAGUAGCUCUUUAUCCGUAUCAUUUAGAAUAAUAAAUUUUUAGUAUAGAAUGGUAAAAUAAAAAAAAAAUAUAUAUUUUUUUUUAAUUUGAGUAAAAACCAUAAUCGCUUUAAUUACAAAAAAACUGAUGUAAAAAUUACAAAACGAAAAAGUAUUUAGUUGACUUGUAACAAUAUUACUACUACAGUUUAUCCAUAAACCAAGGCUGCCCGUUUUUCUCACGGCGUUUGGUCAGAAUAUCACAACCAGUGUCUGUAACCAAAAGCGUCUGCUCAAACUGGGCCGAAUACAAGCCAUCACCAGUAACAGCAGUCCAGUCAUCGGGCCAUUGCGACACCGUACUCAAGCCUUCCGAUAUCAUGGGCUCAAUAGUGAAUGUAUGGCCAGCUUUCAUAACUCCAACAGCAGAAUUUUCUACAAAUACAACAUGAAAUUAAAGAAUGUUUCGUAAAUUUGAUUUGUAGUGUAAAAUAAGGUUAAUUUUUUGAGUUUCAAAGUCCUUUGUAUAUGGUUUAUUAUUCUAUACCAAAAAUAACUUAAGAUGUUCUGUUUUCUUUGCAAAACGUUGUGCAUUACAAUAAAUCAUGUCACUUUUGAAAUGAA